UUAAAUUGGAAGUGCUAUUCCUGUAUAUUCCACAAAUUCAAAACUGAUUUCUUUAAGAUAUAGUUGCCUAUCUUACUAGCCAGUAAGAGAAGACUUACUAGUUCUAUCACGGCGUCUAAUAAUCGCACGCGAAAAAAGAAGCAAAAGAAGAUUUAGCGGCAUCGUGAAGAUUGUAUUUAUACAUUUCGUGUAAAAGUAGCAUUCUAAGCUAAAAUGUCGAAAGCACAUCCACCAGAGUUGAAAAAAUAUAUGGACAAGCGGCUUUCGUUAAAACUUAAUGGCGGCCGAGUCGUUUCCGGAAUUCUACGCGGUUUCGAUCCGUUCAUGAAUGUCGUGGUCGACGAAUCGAUCGAAGAAUGUAAAGACGGUACUCGAAACAACAUUGGAAUGGUGGUAAUACGAGGAAACAGCAUUAUUAUGGUAGAAGCGUUAGAUCGGAUAUAGAAUACAACAAAAAUAUAAUCUACGAAUAAAGCCAAUCCGUUCUUCUGUA
This is a messenger RNA of Anopheles nili, 493 nucleotides long. It is a transcript of the gene SNRPG, whose product is annotated as probable small nuclear ribonucleoprotein G. Gene Ontology annotation, molecular function: RNA binding. The record is from RefSeq and is a predicted model, not a curated record. Gene Ontology annotation, cellular component: SMN-Sm protein complex; spliceosomal tri-snRNP complex; U5 snRNP. Gene Ontology annotation, biological process: mRNA splicing, via spliceosome; spliceosomal snRNP assembly. The transcript has 3 exons. Bases 214 to 444 code for a protein of 76 amino acids. Lineage: Eukaryota; Metazoa; Arthropoda; Insecta; Diptera; Culicidae.